CCCACUCCUUGUGGUCUAAUUCCAUUUACUAUUCCAUCAAUCUCAAAUAAGGUGUGAUGUUAUUAAGAAAUUAGGAAGAAGAAAAAAAAAAGAGCUUUCAAGAUGUGCAGAAUAGCGGAGGAAGGAGAAAGAAGGCAUCAGUCACAGGCGGUGGCUGCCGGAAUAUUCUAGAUCAACACUGCCGUUUCCACUUUCUGCCGACUGGUUGAUGCUAUCGACAUUGCCAAGGACACUCUUGACCAUCGCCAAAAGCUCCCAGUAAGCAGGUAGAAGAUGCCAAGCUUGCAAGGGAUUUCCAAACAACAUUGCAAGAAUUCCAGAAAGUUCAGCUCUGUGCCUUGUUGGCUUACCUCCAAAAUGGAGACAAUUGUUAUUCUGGUUUGCUACAAUGAAAAAUGGGUAACCUCAAAGAAGAUGUGCAAAUACGAAGGGGGUGACUCAAAAGGCUUAAUAGUUCCACGAACCAUCACAUUUGCUGAACUGUUGGAUCGUGUACAUCAGAUUGAUUGCAGCUAUGAAUUGUCCCCUACAAUACUUAAAGAUAUCGAACGUACACCCUCCAAACGACCAUGUCAGUUACCUGGGAGACCAGCCAUGGCAUGUGCUGUUCCCAUCUCCACCUCUAACUCCAAAUCACUAUCCUACUUCAUCUGGAAGUGGAGGCUGAGAGCAAUGAUCCGCUUGACAAAAUCUCUGCCGUGAAGCACGACCUCCAAUAUUUGUCAAAGGCAAUAGAUUGGUGGGAGAGAAAAUGUGAUAUUCAUGGCCAACAAGUUGAA
Molecule: messenger RNA, 779 nt
Organism: Prunus mume (Japanese apricot)
Lineage: Eukaryota; Viridiplantae; Streptophyta; Magnoliopsida; Rosales; Rosaceae
Source: RefSeq, a predicted model, not a curated record